Messenger RNA from Cynara cardunculus var. scolymus (artichoke), 1004 nucleotides. Its product is annotated as oil body-associated protein 1A. Lineage: Eukaryota; Viridiplantae; Streptophyta; Magnoliopsida; Asterales; Asteraceae. Bases 71 to 802 code for a protein of 243 amino acids. The record is from RefSeq and is a predicted model, not a curated record. The transcript has 3 exons.
CAAUAACCUCACCGGACAUCGCCAUCUCUGAUCUUAUCACAACAGAAAUCAAUCAAUCAAAUCGGAAAAAAUGGAAAGCGUUAACGCAUCAACCCGCCCGGACGUUCCCGGAGAAAAGACCAAACUCGGCACGUCUCUCGUCGACUCCGCCGCCUCCGCCAUCCAAUCGUUCGGCCCAACCAAAAAAAUCCAUCAACACCUCUGCGCAUUUCACUUUUACGCCGACGACAUGACUCGGCAAGUGGAGGCGCACCAUUUCUGCGGCCAUCAGAACGAAGAAAUGCGACAGUGUCUGAUCUACGACCGGCCAGACGCCGACGCUCGGCUGAUCGGAGUGGAAUACAUAGUGACGGAAGAACUGUUCCUGACGUUGCCAGAUUCGGAGAAGCCGAUGUGGCACAGCCAUGAAUAUGAGGUGAAGAGCGGCGUGCUUUUCCUUCCGGGCGUUCCUGGUCCGGUAGAACGGACGGAUUUGGAGAAAGUGGCGAAGACGUACGGGAAGACGAUUCACUUUUGGCAGGUGGAUAGAGGUGAUGAACUUCCACUUGGUCUUCCACAGGUGAUGAUGGCUUUAACUCGAGAUGGACAACUCAACCCUACCCUUGCUAAAGAAGUGGAAACUCGUUACGGGGUUUCCUUCGAGAAAGAAAGGGAAAACAGAGCAUACAUGCAAGGAUUAACCCAUGGAAUACACCCGAAAGCUAACGCCGGUGGAGACGGGCUCAAGACUGUUCUAAGAGAGAUCGAUUGCAAGCCAAGUGGCCACCCAAGUUUGGAACCCAUUCCGAGAGUUUUCGUGUGAGGUUUUCUAUGUUAAUUUCUGGAGUUCUCUUUCUCCCAAAAUAAGCAUCUUGAUGUUAUGAAUCCACUGUAACAACACUCAAGAUUUGGUAAAAGAAUAGUUACAGGUUUUGAUGUGAUUUCUGUACAAUAAGUAGGAAACUAUAAGAACUGGUGUAUAUAUUAUAUAUAUCGAGAAAACUUGGAAGUAAAAGUUGGAGUCA